AUGUUACCGCUGGUGUUGGCCCGCUGCCUCAAAGUCGUGUUCUUAGCCGCCGUACUCGCCACGACCACGGUGACGGCCGCGACAGCGACGACGGCAAGGACACCGACUUGUCCUACUGCGUGCAGCUGCAAAUGGAGCGGAGGAAAACGCACUGCCGAGUGCGGAGGACUCUCUGGUUCUGUGCCAGACCACAUCCCACCAGACACUCAGGUGCUCAACCUGACAGGAAACGUUCUGCAGACCCUUCCAGGAAGGCAGUUCCAACAGGCCCGCCUGCUACACUUGCAGCGAAUCUACUUGUCACGCUGCGGAAUAGUGCAGAUGGCCGAUGACGCCUUUGGUGGACUCAGCAACCUCGUGGAGCUCGACCUGAGUCACAACUUUCUGACGGCGGCGCCAAAGCUGGCGGCGUACUGCGGUCACCUCCGAAGACUACAGCUGAGCUCGAACCCCAUCCAGAGGCUCGGCGGCCACAGCUUCAAGGGACUGCGGACUUUGGUGUCUCUUGAGCUAAGUCACUGUCAACUGGCUUGGUUGGAGGGAGACACCUUUGCGGACUUGGAGACAUUGGAGUUACUAAAGUUAGACGGCAAUAGGCUGAGGACGUUACCGCCAGAAGGGCUGCAGUUGCCGCCCCUGAACUCGCUUGACCUGAGUGACAAUCCGUGGAGGUGUGACUGCAACCUUCGUGAGUUACGGCGCUGGAUGCAGCUGCACAAUGUGCCGCUUUCCGUGCCGCCGAAAUGUGAUGCACCCGUGAGACUUGCACAGUUGUCGUGGACCCAACUGGAGCCAGAUGACUUCGCGUGCGCUCCACAGAUCACCGCUUCUGAUCUGCGUGUAUACGCCAUCGAAGGGGACAACGCCACACUCCGCUGCAAUGUGGACUCCCUGCCAGCGGGCGAAGUUCGCUGGUUCUGGCGCAGCCGGCCAAUCGCCAACCUGUCUCUCAUGUCCUUCGGCCGCCAGAUGUACCUCCUCCGCGCCAAAGACGCCGGCCGCCACCAAUCCAGCACGAUGACCAUCAUCAACGUUAUGCUCAAGGACAGCGGCCGCUAUCUCUGCAUUGCUGCCAACCGUGCCGGCAACCAGACAGCAAACGUCACCCUCCUGGUGCGACCUAGAUCCGCAGACCUUGGAGCACUGUCCGCACCUGAGAUCGGAGGCAUCAUUCUGGGACUGAUAGUUCUGCUGGCGCUGGUGGCGGCUUCGGCCUGCCUGCUGGCCGUGCGACGUCCUCAGCAAGGUCCUCGGGCGGCAAAGGAGACCCAGAUGAGGCUAGAGUCACUCCUCUUGGAAUCGAAGCAGCAAACAGACCCCGAGUGCUUUCCAGCAGGAGGGGAAGAACAGUCCGGAAGUCCGGCGCCAUUGCUGGGGACCAAGCGGACGUCGACGACCAAGUCAAAUAUCGUGGCAGCCGUGCUUCGAGGGGAAUACAAGGCUCUUCGAGGGACGGGGUCCAGGGCGUAUGUGGACGUCGCUGGUGAAGGUGGUGGUGGUUGUGUUGUUUGUGACGGCGUGGUAACGGACGCGCUUCGCGUGUCCGGGAAUCUGCAUUCGCCGAGGCACGAGCCGGUGUGUGCGACUCGGAAAAGACCUCACAGCGCGCUUGUGGCAAACCCGCUUUGUCCUGGGGCGAGGGACUCACCGGACGAGGGACUUGGCGAUGAGAGAGAGUACGAGACGGACAUUCUCGACUGACGGGUAAGGUCAAUAUUUGUCGAGUCAAUGUUUUAUCAAUAUCUGAUUCGCACAAUCU
Molecule: messenger RNA, 1759 nt
Organism: Ixodes scapularis (black-legged tick)
Lineage: Eukaryota; Metazoa; Arthropoda; Arachnida; Ixodida; Ixodidae
Product: leucine-rich repeat-containing protein 24
Exons: 2
Coding region: 1-1701 (566 amino acids)
Molecular function (GO): protein binding
Source: RefSeq, a predicted model, not a curated record